Molecule: messenger RNA, 1840 nt
Organism: Parasteatoda tepidariorum (common house spider)
Lineage: Eukaryota; Metazoa; Arthropoda; Arachnida; Araneae; Theridiidae
Product: cytochrome P450 2U1
Biological process (GO): xenobiotic metabolic process
Cellular component (GO): intracellular membrane-bounded organelle; cytoplasm
Molecular function (GO): heme binding; oxidoreductase activity, acting on paired donors, with incorporation or reduction of molecular oxygen, reduced flavin or flavoprotein as one donor, and incorporation of one atom of oxygen; iron ion binding
Source: RefSeq, a predicted model, not a curated record
UUUUAUUUUUACUACUGUUUAGUUUAUUGUGUAUUUCAGUUUAUUCUGAUCGGUUGGAUUAAAUCUCUCUAAUAUUUAAACCUAUCAUUUAAAAACAUUAAUAAUUUUAUUUCUAUUUAGCUUAUUUGCUUAGUUAAAAUGCUUGAAAAUCUACUGAAUAUUAGAUUUGAGGUGUUACUGGCGAUAGUUGUUGCUAUCAUUGCGUACGUAAUAAGAAGUGUUAUAUACAAUAAAAAGAAAAAUUAUCCACCUGGCCCAACCGGUCUACCACUUGUAGGCUAUGUACCUUACUUACGAAGUGAUGUGCAUCUACAAUUUGUUGAGCUUAGCAAGAAAUAUGGAGAAGUAUUUAGUCUACGAUUAGGUUCACAAGAUGUAAUAGUUUUGAAUGGAACUUCUUCGAUUAGAGAAGCAUUUUCGAAGUCUGAAUUUCUUGGCAGGCCACCAUCUGGAUCAUUUACUGUGUUUGAAAAAGCUGCCGGAAGUCCAUUCUUCGCCCAUAAUCUUAAUGUCUGGCAAGAACAGAGAAGAUUUGUUGUAUCAACAAUGAAAGACUUGGGGUUAGGAAAAUCAAAAAUUGAGCAACAUAUACAAGAUGAAAUAGUCCAGUUUAUGAAAACUUUGAAACGUUAUGGUGGCAAACCCAUGAACCUUCUUGAACCACUAACUCCAAGUGUUUCCAACAACAUUUGUGCUUUGGCAUUUGGAAAGAGGUAUGAUUACACAGAUCCAGAGAGGAAGCAACUGGAUAAGAAUCUAGAAGAAACAGCUAAAGUUAUAGCUCAAACAGCAGCUCAUAUUUUUUUCCCAUGGGUUCGAUAUUUCUUAAAAAUACCUUUUGUUCUGGAAUUCUUGAAUUUGAAAGAAGGGAUGAAAGCCAGCAUAAACAACGAUGCAUUAAUUAGGAAAAAAAUUAAAGAGCACAGAGAUACUCUUGACAACAAAAAUGUGAGAGAUUUCGUGGAUAGUUAUUUGAUCGAAAUGGAAAUUCGCAAAGAAAAAAUGCCUGGCACUACUUUCUCUGACACUACUUUGGUUGGAACAGUUGGUGAUCUAUUCGGUGCAGGAACUGAAACAAUUAGAACAACCUUAACGUGGUGCAUGUAUAUAAUGGCGGCAUACCCGGAUGUGCAGAAAAGAGUAGAACAGGAAAUUUUAGAUACUCUUGGACCAGAUAGACUUCCUGAGAUAGCGGAUCUAAAAGAAAUGCCGUUUACUCAUUCUGUUAUUCUAGAAAUCUUGAGAUGGAAAACAACUGUUCCUUUGAACCUUUUGAGAUACACUUCUGCAGACACAACUGUUGCAGGAUAUGACAUACCUAAAAAUACAACAGUCAUGACGAAUUUUUGGGCUGUUCACCACGAUCCAAACAACUGGAAGGAUCCAGACAGUUUUCAACCGGAGAGGUUUCUGUCUGCAGACAAAAAAUCUGUAAUUAAGUCACAACACUACAUGCCUUUCUCUAUAGGUCGAAGAGUAUGCCCAGGUGAAGCUAUGGCUUAUAUGGAAGUAUUUUUAUACUUUGCUUCGCUACUUCAGAAGUUCCAGGUUAAAUUCCCAGAAGGAGUAAAGCCAACUUUCGACUCAGAACUCACUAUAACAUAUCAUCCGAAACCAUAUAAAAUCUGCUUCAUUUCAAAAGAAUGAUUUAUUCUAGUAAAUGUGUAGCUUUAUCUCUUGCAAAAAAAUGAAGUUCUGAAAGAGAUGAUCUUUAAAAGCAGAAGUUCAUUCUGUUUUUCAACCAAUCAUCAAUGAGGAUCAAGUGUGGACGAAAAUUUUGAUGUUUGAUGUUUCUUGGAAGAAUAAAAAUAAUAAUGAAUAAAAUAUUAAUAAAUUAAAA